Varroa destructor (honeybee mite) is the source of this 5474-nucleotide messenger RNA. It is a transcript of the gene Marcal1, whose product is annotated as SWI/SNF-related matrix-associated actin-dependent regulator of chromatin subfamily A-like protein 1. NCBI's taxonomy places the organism in Eukaryota, Metazoa, Arthropoda, Arachnida, Mesostigmata, Varroidae. Gene Ontology annotation, molecular function: ATP binding. Gene Ontology annotation, biological process: replication fork processing; DNA repair. The record is from RefSeq and is a predicted model, not a curated record. Gene Ontology annotation, cellular component: nuclear replication fork.
UCUUCUUGCAGUUAUUUUUUGUUUAGUGUCAAUAAACUAAAUAUUUUAACGUUGAUAUCCCGCACGAAAGCCGUUAAGUGUUGCUUGAAACGGCAGGGCCUCAGCGCGAAACAAAAUGUGUUUACGUACGGUUUCGAACCCAAACAGCCUCUGUGUCUUCUCGGUUAGUAGACAGACUAUUGGCUAUAGUUUCGGUUUGUAGGUGCUUCGAAGAAGCCGGUGAGGAGAUAAAGAUGUUGCCGCUGAAGGGGACAAUUAUCGAUCAUACUAAGAUAGGCUACUUCGUCUUGUCUGCAACACUAGCACGUGUGUAGGAUAUCGGACGCGCAGGCAUAGAAAACAAUUCAUAAACAACUCCGUAUCGUCGUUUUAAGCUAAACAAUUUUGUCCCGCAGUACAGUGCACUGUAAUUUUGAAUCUCCGCGUGAACAAUAGUUUAGUUGUAUUCGAGAGCCAGUACGUGCAAAUCAAUCGAAUAACCUCGGUUGGCAAAUCCUCUACACCUGUCAUAGAUAGGUUGUAAUACGGCUGCAGAAUGAAGAAUCUAUCAGAAGAGGUUCGAAGGCGGAUCGAAGAGAAUCGAGCAAAGGCAAUAGCAAUAAAAAAGCAAAAAGAGGCUGAAAGACUUCAGGCAGCGGCUGCACAAGAAACGAAUCGAAAGGAACUAAAAGGGUCAGAGAUGACCGCGCCGGCCAAUGCAAAUCAGAAGGGUGUUUCGAUGCAGUCGAGCGUUGUGAGCUUCCCUGGACAAAAUAUGCCUUCUGCAUCAUCCUCCAAAGCUGUAAAUGGACUUCACGGAGCACAAAAUAGCAACCAAGCAGGCGGUAGAUUUAAAUAUUCGUAUAAUGGCCCUCACAUCCGCGGAGGACAGAAUAACAGCGAUGCCUAUUAUAACAACAAUGUGUAUAAUAAAAACAGCAGUAAACCAAAACAGUCUACGACGACGAGUGGAAUAAAGGCCCAGCCUAUCAUACCUCGGGUGACGGGACUUUGUAUUCUCAUUUCGGGUGCUGAAUUUCGUUUACAAUGCGGCUAUAACGCCAAACUAACCGAGCUUCUGAGAACUUUCCCCGGAUCACGAUAUGAUGCGUCUACUCGGCAUUAUUGUUUUCGUCUCGAGCACAUGGAAACGUUAUUGAAAAAAGCUCGAGAAGAGGUUCCAGAAGUUAGUAUUACUGGACUGCCAACUUUUAUUCCUAAGGUUCUUCGCUCAAACGUUCAAAUACACACGGAGGAUGUAGAGAUGUCUUCAAUCGAUCCAAAGCUCAGGAAAGCUUUAAGACCCUUCCAAAGGGAAGGAGUACUUCGGGGUAUCGCUCAGCGGGGCAGAAUCCUGAUAGCCGAUGACAUGGGUCUUGGCAAAACUGUGCAGGCAUUGGCAAUUGCCACAUACUAUCGUGAGGAGUGGCCGUUGUUAGUGGUAUGCCCAUCUUCGAUGCGUUUUGCCUGGAGGGACGCAUUCUUACAGUGGCUCCCUUCUAUCACCGAGCACGACAUCCAGGUAGUUGUGAAAGCGGCUGAGCCCCUAGGGGCUAAUCAGGUUAUUAUCUCCUCAUACGAUAUCGUUUCUCGUAGAAGCGAAGACUUAAUGCGAGCAAAAUUCAAGGUAUUAAUAUUUGAUGAGUCUCAUUUCCUCAAAGGUUACAAAUCGCAGCGAACGAAGGUCGCUUUGGAGUUGUCUGGGAACGCAAGGAGAAUCAUUCUACUUUCAGGAACACCAGCGCUCUCUCGACCAAUCGAGCUUUAUCCCCAAAUCCAAUGUCUCGCUGUGAGGAACUGGCCAGUUGUACAUGAUUUUGCCCUUCGGUACUGCAACGCACGUGAAACACGAUUUGGCUGGGAUUUCAGUGGCAGUUCAUACCUAGAUGAACUUCACAUUCUUCUUCGAGAGGUGAUCAUGGUUCGAAGGUUGAAGAGUGAGGUUCUCGAACAGCUCCCAGAUAAACAACGAAUUGUGGUUCUAUUGGAUCCUACACUUGUCCGGAAGCAGGACCGUCAAGCCGCGUAUCUCAGUCAGAUGGUUAACAACAUCGGCCUAAGUACUGCAGAACGCCGAGGGGUUUUGAUACAAUAUUUCGCAAAAAGUGCCGAGCUUAAGAUGAGUGCCGUUUGCAAAUACGUCGAAGAAAUGCUUGAAGGGGAUUGCAAAUUUCUGGUUUUUGCACAUCACUCGGUGAUGCUAAAUGCAGUUUCUGAACUUCUCGAAAAGAAGCGUAUUGAUUUUAUCCGCAUCGACGGAAAGGUGAGCUCCGAUGUACGCCAACAGCUGGUGGAGCAAUUUCAGUCAAAGACAAGCUGCCGGGUUGCCGUACUUUCCAUCACGGCUGCUAACGCUGGAAUAACGUUGCAUUCGGCAAAUCUCGUGAUUUUUGCUGAGCUCUUUUGGAACCCUGGGAUUCUUACGCAGGCUGAGGACCGCGUGCACCGUAUCGGGCAGAAACAAAACUGCGUCGUGCAAUACUUAAUUGCCCGGGAAACUUCCGAUGACUACAUAUGGCCGCUAAUCGAACAAAAGCUUGUUGUCCUCAACAAAGUCGGCCUCAGUAAGGAUACCUUUUCCGAUGCAAUGAACAGGGUAUCAGAGCAAGUGGUUGACAAUGACCUGGAAGAAAAUGGAGCCGCCGAGGGCGACAGUGCUGACAAUUCUAGACCGCCCAGUAAACGCCAAAGAAGUAUCAAAGACUUCAUGAAUACAACUGAAGAUUCAUUUUGGAUUGAACUAAGUCAGGACACCUCGACUCUACUACCGGAAGAUUUAUAAGGGUGUAAGGUCGUCCUCAAGUUUUAUUACCAUUUUGGUUAGGCUUGUUGAAUAUGAUACUUUUGAAACAUAAAAUGUGUACCUGCUUAUGCCUCUAGUGUUAACCAUCUGCGUUUGCUUAAACUAGACCUUUGAUUAUGUAACUUAUUUUUAAUUCUACAACUGUAUCGUGAAGUGAAGCCCGUCGACCAUUUGAAUGCAGCACAAAAACGAUAAAAAGGAAACAGGCACAGCACAGAUUGUUGGGCUAAGAUAGACCUAUUUUAUAGGAGAGGAGAAAAACACGAGACCUCGAUGAAUGGUCCGGAGGCACGGGGCAUAUUGCUGUUGAAGUUUUAAGUGUACAAAUUUUGCUACUUUAGGGCGCUUAUUGUAUAAAAAUAUAUGCAUAACUAAAUUUAGGACCAUCCUAUGUAUUCAUUGUAUUGAGCGUAUAAAGUUUGAUUAAUUGUUCCUCAAAGUUACUUCUAAACCUCGUUGCUAACAUGUACUCACUUCUAGCUGGUGCCUGAGACAAUGUUGAUCACCAGAAACUGAGAGACUGCUUAAAUACCUAUAUAUUAGUCACGAUGGUCUAAUAGAUUAAUAAAUCAUAUGAAAAAGCCGAUUAAAGUAGAUUGCGAGUCAACUUGAAAACGAUAACUUAUCCAGUCUUGGCACAAGUUAGCCCCAGGAGUUGAAUAUAAUUGUUUUACCACUGUACAAAUACUGAAGUUGAAACUAGAUGACUGUGAAAUAAGCAUUUCUUAUGUAUCAAGCUAGGCCUUUUUUUCUACACAGCACUAUAUAAUCCUUUGAUAAUUUCUUCUUUGGUUUUAAGUCGCCUACCUACCUGAGCUUAUACCCACUGAAGCACAUUAUUCUGAUGAGCUUGAUAAUUUAGUCGAUAGCGCGUCUUGUCACAGUAUCACCCUUAGUGCCGGCGUAGGUAUUCUGCGGUAGGGGCCAAAAAAAUGUUCCGCAUGGAUUCUUUAUCCGACUUCGUAAGCUAUCAUGUGCAAAGAGUAAUGACUACAGCACAUGUGAUGACAUUUGUGCGGUAGUGGCGGCAAAUGUAACCAUCACACCAACACGCGGAUAAUAACGAUGGCUGUGGCUACUGCAACAAACGACACGCUGUGGACGGCUUUUUUUUCAUGAAGAGCGCAAGCACCUAUUCUUCAAUUACCUCUUUUUCUAUGGUUACCUUUUCAAGAAAAGCUGAACUCUUUUUCACACCUCGCCGGACUUGUGUCUGAUAGAUGUCCAAUGAGCCUUCUUUAGUAGGUCUUUCUUGGCUCCGUUUAGAGCAGUACAUCGCCUAAUGAUGUGCUGAAUGCUAUAUUCCCUACUUCAUAGUAUGUGCAUUUUCUUCUAGCCUUGCCUAUUCUAAUCAUGUCAGCCUAAAUUUGAUUUGUGAGCGCUUGUAUCAAGUGAUAAGUCAAUUCUCCAAACUGUUAACCAUAUCACUCUUGAAGAUCGAAAAACAGAAAACGUGGCCGUUGUCGGGUUAUCGUCAAAGGCACAUUGGUGUCACUUUAAAAGUGCGCGGCUUCCGUUACCUGGCUCUCGCUACCCUAAUGUCGAUUAUGUGUCCAAGGUAUGGGUCCAAAUGGCCCCGAGUUUUUCACGAUUUUUUGAUUUCGUGUUCCAAUCAGUUCCAUACGAACGACUUCCCCGUUCACAUGCAGGUCUGCUCUUCUGUAUGUUUUGCGCUUCCUAACGUUACUAAGACCUCUUUUUUUGGUAGCAAUCUGUAAGUGGUGAUAAUAAGCGCCUCGUUUGUCCUGCUUUUAACUCUUGUUCGGUGCGGAUCGUUAUUGCUGAUGCGACAUUAUCAGCACGUGUAAUGUUUUGCACCUGCCAUCUUACAAAAUAGCAAGACCUCAUCAUAUGCCAAAUCCCAGAACGCCAGGCCUAGUAGCUAACCUGUGAUGCUCUAUAACUAACACGGUCGAUCGGCAAGGCUUCUCCGAGAUGAUUCUCCAGUGCUCUCAUUAUGAUUGCCCUUCUCGAGUUCGGUGUAUGAAAAGCACUUCAAUGUCAAGCGGGAUUAGUAUCACAAAAUUUCUCCUCUUGAAUGGGCUUUUUUAAUAGCUGCUGAAGUCAACCUUUUUCUUUAAAGCCGUAUAAUGUUUCUGAUAGAACUCGCAGUGUUUUCGUCUUUUUCGUUGGUUUAGCUCUAAUGAUGUAUUCCAUUGUACUCAACUGUACUGAGCAGAUAGAUAGGCAUAUAGGCAGCCGGAUGUAUUUUACCUUUGAGGUUAAAGUCAAGACCAGAUUCGCUGCCCUCCGUAAUGAUAGGAAUCACCUGUUGAAUCCGGCCAUCCGGGAUAUCAGACGAUGCAAGUUCACUGGUCAUAUAACUGGAAACGGGCAUUAGCUAUACUUUAUAGUUCAACCAGUGCAGUUAAUUUUUAAGCCAAGUGACCGUACUUGCCAUGCUUUAAAUGACUUGGGUGUUUUCGACAUAACUGUAGAUUUUUAAGGAGUAUGAUAAAUUUGACCUGUUUCUGUACAGUAUGCAUGUAUGUAAGAUAAUUUCCGUCUAUUUAUCACCCAAGUGCCCCCAGUUCCGCGAAGUUAUAAAGAAAACAAACGAAAUAUGUAUGCAAGCUGUCCCUUUAUUAAAUCCGAUCAUAUUCAUAAUAGGCUCGGAAUUAACAUUCAUGUCAUUUUCAUUUCAUAAUGCUUAAAUUACACACAUAUAUAUAUAUAUAUAUAUAUAUAUAUA